AACAAAUAAAUAAGGGGAAACAAAUUGUAGGUGAGAUUUGGUACAAAAGGAGAGUGAGAAGGAGAUAAGAAAAGGAAUAGGAAUAGGAGAAGCGAGUAGUAUAAAUGCCCAAAGCUUCAUUUCAUUCAAUCGCACCGUUGAGCUCUUCUUUAUCAAUAUCAAUCUCUUUUGCUCCUUAUACUAAGCGUAGCUCCUUUCUUCGCUUCUCUUUCCGUACUACUACUGUUAGAGCAAUGGCUUCCCACAUUGUUGGAUAUCCCCGGAUGGGACCCAAGAGAGAGCUCAAGUUUGCCUUGGAAUCUUUCUGGGAUGGGAAGAGCAGCACUGACGAUUUGCAGAAGGUGGCGGCAGAUCUUAGAGUAUCUAUCUGGAAGCAGAUGGCUGAUGCUGGAAUCAAGUACAUUCCAUCCAACACCUUUUCUUACUAUGAUCAGGUGUUGGACACCACUGCUAUGCUUGGGGCUGUUCCCCCGAGAUAUGGUUGGAAUGGCGGCGAGAUUGGCUUUGAUGUUUACUUCUCCAUGGCUAGGGGGAAUGCCACUGUUCCUGCUAUGGAAAUGACCAAGUGGUUUGACACCAACUACCACUAUAUUGUCCCUGAAUUGGGUCCAGAUGUUAAGUUCUCUUAUGCAUCACACAAGGCAGUGCAAGAAUUUAAGGAAGCCAAAGCUCUAGGAUUAGAUACUGUACCAGUCCUUGUUGGUCCAGUGUCUUACUUGUUGCUCUCAAAACCAGCAAAGGGUGUUGAGAAGUCCUUUUCUCUUCUUUCCCUCAUUGGCAAUAUUCUUCCAGUCUACAAGGAGGUUGUAGCUGAACUUAAGGCUGCUGGUGUCACUUGGAUCCAGUUUGAUGAGCCCACCCUUGUGAAGGAUCUUGAUUCUCACCAAUUACAAGCAUUUACUCAUGCCUACUCAGAACUAGAGUCAUCUUUAUCUGGUCUGAAUGUUCUGAUUGAAUCAUAUUUUGCUGAUGUUCCUGCCGAGGCAUACAAAACACUUACCUCUCUAAAGGGUGUAACUGGGUAUGGCUUUGACCUGGUACGUGGAGCAAAGACCCUUGAUUUGAUCAAGAGUGGAUUUCCUUCUGGAAAAUACUUGUUUGCUGGAGUGGUAGAUGGGCGCAAUAUAUGGGCCAACGAUCUAGCAUCUUCCAUCAGUACUCUUGAGGCACUUGAGGGUAUUGUUGGAAAAGACAAGGUUGUUGUCUCUACAUCCUGCUCUCUUCUCCACACUGCGGUUGAUCUUGUGAAUGAGACUAAGUUAGACACAGAGAUCAAGUCAUGGCUAGCAUUUGCUGCUCAAAAAGUAGUUGAAGUAAAUGCCUUGGCUAAGGCUUUGGCUGGACACAAGGAUGAGGCUUUCUUCGCUGCCAAUGCAGCAGCUCAAGCUUCAAGAAAAUCUUCCCCUAGGGUAACAAAUGAGCACGUCCAAAAAUCCGCUGCUGCUUUGAAGGGCUCUGACCAUCGUCGAGCAACAAAUGUGAGUGCCAGGCUGGAUGCUCAGCAGAGAAAGUUGAGCCUUCCUGUUCUUCCAACCACCACAAUUGGAUCCUUUCCUCAGACCAUGGAUCUCAGAAGAGUCCGUCGUGAAUACAAGGCUAAAAAAAUCUCCGAGGAAAAUUAUGUCAGUGCAAUCAAGGAGGAGAUUAACAAAGUUGUCAAGCUCCAAGAAGAGCUGGACAUUGAUGUUUUGGUGCAUGGGGAGCCAGAGAGGAAUGAUAUGGUUGAGUACUUUGGAGAGCAAUUAUCUGGUUUCGCCUUCACUGUCAAUGGAUGGGUUCAGUCUUAUGGGUCUCGCUGUGUCAAACCACCCAUCAUCUAUGGUGAUGUCAGUCGCCCCAAGGCCAUGACAGUCUUCUGGUCCUCAUUAGCUCAGACUAUGACUAAGCGUCCAAUGAAAGGAAUGCUCACUGGUCCUGUAACUAUUUUGAAUUGGUCCUUCGUUAGAAAUGAUCAACCAAGGUCUGAGACCUGUUAUCAAAUUGCUUUGGCAAUUAAGGACGAAGUUGAGGAUCUUGAAAAGGCUGGAAUUACUGUUAUCCAGAUUGACGAGGCUGCUUUAAGAGAAGGUUUGCCUCUUAGGAAGUCCGAGCAGGCUUUCUAUCUUGAUUGGGCUGUUCACUCCUUUAGAAUUACCAACUGCGGUGUCCAAGACACGACUCAGAUUCACACCCACAUGUGCUACUCAAAUUUCAAUGACAUCAUCCACUCGAUAAUUAACAUGGAUGCUGACGUGAUUACCAUUGAGAACUCGAGAUCUGACGAGAAGCUUCUGUCUGUGUUUCGUGAGGGAGUGAAGUAUGGCGCUGGCAUUGGCCCUGGUGUCUAUGACAUCCACUCACCAAGGAUCCCAUCAACAGAAGAAAUUGCUGACCGCAUCAACAAGAUGCUUGCUGUCUUGGAGACUAACAUCCUGUGGGUCAACCCAGACUGCGGGCUCAAGACUCGUAAAUAUACUGAAGUCAAGCCAGCCCUUAGCAACAUGGUUGCUGCUGCCAAGCUUCUCCGCUCCCAGCUGGCCAGUGCUAAGUGAGCUCUUAUUCUGCCAAUGUCUGGUAAUGGUAAGUAAUAUUGGGUGGCCUUUUUCCUUGAUAUAGGGAAUUUUUCUACUCAUGCUCGAAUAAUUCAUCAACCAUUUCAACUUGGUUGUUGCUUUUCUCUUGCAGUAAGUGUAGAAGUUUUUGAGAUGCUCAAUGGAGAGCCUUCAUGUUUCAUUUGAUCAUAAAUCAUUGUAUCUGUUUUUUUUCUUACAUGUUUCUACACCGAAGAAUUGAUUGGAAAAUAAUGAAGAAUGAAAAUCCUGUUAAAAGCA
Molecule: messenger RNA, 2810 nt
Organism: Humulus lupulus (European hop)
Lineage: Eukaryota; Viridiplantae; Streptophyta; Magnoliopsida; Rosales; Cannabaceae
Product: 5-methyltetrahydropteroyltriglutamate--homocysteine methyltransferase 1
Exons: 12
Coding region: 105-2531 (808 amino acids)
Molecular function (GO): 5-methyltetrahydropteroyltriglutamate-homocysteine S-methyltransferase activity; zinc ion binding
Source: RefSeq, a predicted model, not a curated record